CUUACAAAGACUUCUUUUGCUCUCUCCUCUCUCUCUCUAAAAGGAUGAUCAUUCAGAGACAAAGAAAUUAUUGGAAAUAAAGCUUCACUCUUUUGGUGUUUGGAUAAAUAGAUCCAUGUAAAAGGGUGUCUCAAUCUGAUCCUUAGAUGUGCAAAUCUUUUGAGAAAUUAGCACAAUUUUUUCUGGGAAUAAAUAGAGAGAGAAGAAAGAAGAAAAAAUAAAGAUGAUAAAUGGAUUUGAUUUGAACGAAGAAGCAAAAGGGAUGGAUGAAGGAUUUGGAGAAGGGAACUCGAAUAACUCGAACACAAGCAGCAACAAUGGAAGCAUGGAGGAAGUGGAGAAAGAAGAAGAGUUUGAUGAACAGAGAUCAAGAAGUGGGCAUGGAAGUGUUAGAAAAUAUUCAAGGUCUAAAAUGCCAAGGCUUCGUUGGACUCCUGAUCUUCAUCUUGCCUUUGUAAAUGCUGUUGAAAGACUUGGUGGACAAGAAAGGGCAACACCAAAGUUGGUACUUCAGUUAAUGAAUGUAAGAGGCCUCAGCAUUGCCCAUGUAAAGAGCCAUUUGCAGAUGUAUCGAAGUAAGAAGCUGGAUGAGUCUGGACAAGUUUUAUCUCAGACAAUGUUGGGAAGAAAUCACAUAAUGCAAAUGUACCAUAGAUUGAAUCACCAUCACCAUGGACAUAUCAGAGGGCACAAUAGUAAUUUCCUCUCAGACAUCACAAAGCCUUACCACCUCAUCAAACCUCCUUAUAACUCUUCUUCAAGGUUUGGAGGAGAUGAAUGGGAAGCAAUAGAUGAAAAUCCAUUGGGAAUUAGGGGAUGUUCUAAUAAUAAUUUAUGGAGCAGAGAUCAAAAUUCAAAGAUAAUAUUGGAGAAAUUAAACAAUGAGGCAUCUAAUAAUCAUCAUACCUUUCAAACUACUUCCCAUAUAUAUGAAGUUGCAAAUGCAAUUUCAAGAUCAACCACACCCAUAAGACCAUCCCGAUUUCUCGAGGACAGAAAAUGGCCUCCCCACCAUUUUAUUACUACACAACAACAACAACAACAACAACAUUUUUGCAUCAAUAAUAAUAUUCACUUUCGACCUAAUUCUCUAUUCACCUCCAAAGUGAUCAAUAACCAUGAUCAUCUUCUUCAUCCUCCAACCACUCCACCUUCUCCAUUCUUUAAGCUUACCCGAUGCAGCUUCGACCCCGACCAUCUUAUUCAACGCCCCUCGACUAAAUUAGAGUUGAGUUUACGUAACAAUAGCGUGGUGGAAAAUGGUGGUGGGAAGAUGGAGGUGGUGAAUACUAUUAGUAAUAAUGAGAAAUUAGAAGAAGAGGAAUGCAGAAGAGAAAUUAAUACAGUACUUUCUCUCUCUCUCUCUAGCUCUUCCUCAAGACUACAGCAAGAACAUCAAGAAGAAGAAGAAUUUAGACAAACAAAUAUUAGUUCAAAGGUUUGAAAAAUUAAAUAAUGGGCUGAGUACUUAAGGAUCUAUCUCACCGUAUGCAAUAUUAAAUUACAUUAUAUGUAUUAUUAAUUCGGCCAUAGGAGAGAGUGAGAUCUUGUAAGUACUUGUCUCAUUUUUUUCUUCUUGAUGGAAAUUAGUAUUUAUUUACAUUAAAAUUUCUACUUUUCC
Molecule: messenger RNA, 1621 nt
Organism: Cucumis melo (muskmelon)
Lineage: Eukaryota; Viridiplantae; Streptophyta; Magnoliopsida; Cucurbitales; Cucurbitaceae
Product: probable transcription factor KAN2
Exons: 8
Coding region: 224-1444 (406 amino acids)
Molecular function (GO): DNA binding; DNA-binding transcription factor activity
Source: RefSeq, a predicted model, not a curated record